AACGAAUGAAAUGAGCGCGGCGCGAUGCUUUGUUGUCUUGUCCGUGCGAUAAUAACCACGAGUGCGCUCUUUUGGUCGUCUCUGUUUGUCACGGACGCUCUCCGGAUGGUGAACUUGUGCGGAGUUCGCGAAAGUGUCACGAAGCACCGAGACAUUUUCACACCGUUAGCUCUAGUGUUUCCGGUAUAACGGGAAUAGAUCGCUGUGUCCUAGCGAAAUGUUUGUCAACACCGCGAAAGAGGCGGGUUUUAAUUAUCGUUGUUAAUUGCUCGCUGAUUGAGAUACACGUACAUCACACUGUAAGGGAGAACAGCUGCUGUGUUGUGUUUGACUGGAAGCCUGUUUUUCCACUAUGACUGCCCCGCGGCAGAGGAAGGGCAGUAAAGGGAAGGACCCGGGGUCCAACAUUCAGAACCUGAAGCCUGACUGUACAGAUGAACCCAAACAGAGGUUUGCAACAGGUGGUUUCUCAUGGUGGACAAUCUUGUGUCUAAUGACUGGCUCAAUAGUCGGAGUUAGUCUGGGCUUGCUGUGCUGCAUCUAUGUGUCUACGCUUCAUGAAAAUGACCUUUGGUUCUCCAAUAUAAAGGAAGUCGAGCGUGAAAUCUCCUUUCGGACAGAAUGUGGCCUUUAUUACUCCUACUACAAACAGAUGUUGAAGGCACCUUCUAUACAGCAAGGUCUUUAUGAGCUUAUUCAUGACAACACUACUGAGUCAAAGAGAACAAUAAACAUCCUUCAGCGCAUGAAUAUCUAUCAAGAAGUGUUCCUUAGCAUUUUGUAUAGAAUACUUCACAUCCAGACCUACUUGGAGCCAAUUUAUUUCUACAUCUACACAGUGUUUGCUUUGCAGACAGUGUAUGUCAUUGCCCUCUUCAUCACUAGCUGGUUACUGAGUGACUCAUGGCUGGCUGGAGCCCUCAGUGGCGUCUGGUACAUUCUCAACAGAGUGGAUACCACACGCGUGGAGUUUACAGUCUCUCUAAGGGAGAACUGGUCAAUACCUUUCUUUGCUCUUCAGGUGGCUGCCAUAACCUGCUACUUAAGGCCACAGCUAAAACCUAUUCACCAGAGGGUGGUGCUGUGGCUGGUGUUCGUCUCCACCUUCUGCUUCUGUUUGACAUGGCAGUUCAAUCAGUUUGUCCUACUGGUUCAGGCCCUUAUAAUCUUUACUCUGGAUUGUCUGGACUUCUUCACAGCGGAACAGGUGGUUUCUCUGUACCUGAUGCAGGUGUUCAGUCUGUUAUCGGUGUGGUUACUGCAGUUCUGCAAUUCUAUGAUUCUGGGCUCUCUGGUGCUCAGCUUCAUUGUGUCUGCCCUCUUUAUCAAACACUUCCAGACGGGACUAAAGACGGGCAGCUUUGUUAUACGAGUAGGAAAACUGGCUCUUCACACCCUCCUAGUCCUCACAUUAACUUUCACCAUCAAUUAUUCAGCCAAGACAAUACUCCAGCUGAAAUCAGACGAGCACAUCUUUAAGUUCAUAAAGGCCAAGUUUGGCUUCGGGGCAACGAGAGACUUUGAUGCCGGUCUCUAUCUGUGUGAAGAGGCUUUUGGCUUGUUGCCAUUGGAUACAUUUGAGCGGUUGGCUGGCACAGUGCUGCUCUAUCCGUAUCUCUGCACCCUCAGUGUGCUCUUCAUCCUGCUGCUGCUGGUGGCGCUCUCUAAUCUCAGCACUAAUGGGUCAGGCCAAGCAUGCAGGGAGAGAGAAGACAGGACCUUUAGGAUGCGUCCGGAUGUUGCUUACAAUCUCUUGCACACUGUCUUCUUCGGCCUGCUCGCCUUUUCCACUAUGAGGAUGAAGUAUUUGUGGACUGGCCACAUGUGUGCAUUCGCCGCUUUUGGGGUGUGUGGUAAGGAGGUGUGGUCGUUGUAUCUGAGGGUCCUUCACUGCAACACUAGAACCAUGAUGAGACUGAUCAGAUACUCUGUUCCUAUUGUAAUACUGGCGUUUCUUUAUUACAAGUUUUGGCCCAGACUGAUGGAGGAGAUAUCUGAGCUGAGAGAGUUUUAUGACCCAGACACUGUGGAGCUAAUGGAGUGGAUCAGAUUGAAGACGCCCAAACGGGCAGUGUUUGCAGGCAGCAUGCAGCUGUUGGCGGGAAUUAAGCUGUGUACGGGGAGAGUAUUGACAAACCAUCCACACUACGAGGACCAGGCACUGAGAGAGAGGACCAGACAGGUAUAUCAGAUCUAUGCCCGUCAGUCUGCUGAGGAGGUUCAUAAAGUGCUCAGUUCAGUUGGAGCGGAUUACAUGGUGCUGGAGGACAGCAUCUGCUAUGAGCGCAGGCACAGCCGUGGCUGUAGGCUGAGGGACCUGCUCGACCUGGCAAACGGACAUAUCAUGGAUGGCCCAGGUGAAAGUGAGCCGGACCUCAUCUCGGCAUCUCACCCGCGGUUUUGUGAGGCCAUUAAGACCGACAUGCCUCCGUAUUCAACCCUCUUCACACGAGUGUUCAAAAACAAGACAUUUAACGUGUACAAACUCAAGAAACUCAAAAAGAAAAACAAAGCUGAGAACAGUCCGUGAUGCUCAUUCCUCAACAGCAGUCGGCCACCUUCACUGGAUGGCUGAACGCCCCAUCUGGAAUGUUCAGUGAGUGUGUGAUAGUAGCAGGUGUGUGUGUGUGUCUGUGUGCAUGAGAGAGAUCGGAUAGAUGCCUGAUUCAGCCAGAAUGCACAAGAUGAUUCGGUGUGUGUUUGUGUGUGUAAAUCUGCUCUGAGUCGGUCUGCUGCAACGGGAGCUCAAGUUUAAUGUGGAGAGAGGGCAGGAAAAUCUCUUUUGCUCACAGUCUACCACCCCCCUUGCUCUCUCUCUCUCUGAUUAUCUCUUUCUACACAUACCCUUCCACCAAACACAUUUAGGCUCUUUUACACAUUUGCUACUUGACAAAAAAUGUGAGGUUAAUACGCAACGACUGCUUUCACAGCCUCAUUCCUGUUGCAAAAAAAAAAAAAAAAAAAUGAAUAGAUGAAAUAGCAAUGGGGAAAAUGCUUUGUAUUUGGAAUUCACACAAGUAGAUUGGGAUAAUUAGAGGCUGUUGUAGUGUUGUCUUGACACCGGCCAAAAGUUUGGCAGAUAUAAAGUUGGGCCACAUCUGCAUAUAAAAAAAAGAAAAAAAAAAAAAAAAACCCUAAAGAACCAGCCUUACUCAUGGGCAUAGAGAAUGUGCCAUAAAUACUUGUUGUAAGAAUAACUGUCCAAUUUACUUUGACCUAGAAAUGGUAAAUUUCAUUAAAAAAAAAAACCUUGUUAAUUUUAAAUUACAUUUUUAUUCUCAUAUUUUAAUGUGGUCUCUAACUUUUUGGACAACUGUAGAUGUUUUGUGCUUUAAUUCUGUAAGUAGGAGGUCAUCACUUUGACACUAUAGUUGGUUAAAAGGGUUUAGACAUUUGACGUUGUGAACAGGGAAUUUAAAUUUAGUAUGAUUUAGGAUGAAUAACAGCUUAAGUAUUCUUAAAGGGUUAGUCGUCUCGAUACAUUUCCUUAAUCCUCCGUUGUGAAGUGGUAGUUCAGUAGAAAUUCACAGUUUGAGUCUUUUUAAAACGGAGUUAAACAUAUUGAAUGGUCAACAAUGUUAUGAUGCUAUUUUUUUCUAUCUUAAGCUCUAAAGUAAGAGCCUUUAGUGUAUGAAAGUGCCUUUCCAUUUUUGGAUAAGCUCUGCUGCGCUAAUAAGUCAUGCAUUCAAAAGACUUUCAAAUGAGUGGCCUCAAGUGCUACCAAAAUUUACCUAUAUUCGGUCUUUGCUGCUGUUUUUUCUCCCCCAGGAUGUUGGAUGAAUGUCUUUGUGCACAGGUGCAUAACCGUUUUAAAUAACUUUAAAAUGUCUAGAGAUAAACAUGGGAUUUCUUUUUCUGCAAAUUCGGUUUGUAGCAUGAGGGCUCCUCCAUGACAUUCUGUGAUUUGUAUUAUAAUAUGGUGAAACCACUAUUGUUACCUUACCUGUCAAGACAAUUUACACGUGAACCUUUGCUUCACAAAACGUCUCUGUCACAACACAUUGUUCCUCAGGAGAUGAUCUUUAUGGAACUGUGUGUUUCAUUGUUGACACUGUUUAACCGUGAGAGUUCUUUGGUACAGUUCACUGCACUAGUUUGCUACUGUGGUAAUUCAUGCAGAUGGAUCGCUUCCAUUUCUGUCAUAAGUGUUGGUUUGUCUUUGGAUGUUCAGUGUACAUUUGUGUUUUUGAAUUAAAGAAGAUUUGUAUGGUGGAUGCUGCAUAUCUUGGUUACUACAAAAAGAUUUCUGUCAUUUCAAGUAAAAUCACAAAGGCAUUUUGAUAAAUACAGGUCAGAGAUUUUAGAUUUUAUCUCAUUUCAUGUUAUGCAUUGUCCCAAACUAAUAACAGCUCAGUUUCUGUAGAAAAUAGGCCACUUAUUCAUCAAGAGACUUAAAACCCUGCUGUUUCAUUUGAAUUUAGCAGUAUUUAAUAUAUAAUUGAAGCCGUAACAGAAGAACUCCAUUUAUUUAGAAAAAAAAUAAAUUCAAAGGAUGCAAAUACAAGAUGUCAAGAUACUUUUACCAACUUAAAGAAAGAUACAUG
Messenger RNA from Carassius carassius (crucian carp), 4544 nucleotides. Its product is annotated as probable C-mannosyltransferase DPY19L3. The transcript has 19 exons. Lineage: Eukaryota; Metazoa; Chordata; Actinopteri; Cypriniformes; Cyprinidae. Gene Ontology annotation, molecular function: mannosyltransferase activity. The coding region runs from base 353 to 2530 and encodes 725 amino acids. Gene Ontology annotation, cellular component: nuclear inner membrane. The record is from RefSeq and is a predicted model, not a curated record.